AGAAAACAUAAUCUUCUAGAUAAUGAACUCUUCAGAAUAUACAGGAGGAUCUGGGAUGAAUGCCCUAAUAAAACAUCUUGAGGAUGAGGAUGAGGGAGAUGAGGGGCUAAAUCUACGGAUUCCUCCUCCAGGAGAUCCCUUCUCCGCUCUGCUCUCCAGUAUGAUCCCGAUGAAGGGGGAGAUGAGGGGGGAUGAGAAGAAGGAGAAGAAGGACCCUAAUGCCCAACCAGAGUUUAGAUAUGAUGAGUUUGGAUUCCGAGUAGAAGAGGAGGAUGGACCUGAAUACAGUUCAAGCAAACUACUCUCUAUACCCUUCCUAGAGUCCCCUAGAAGAAAACUACAGUGGUCAGUAGAGUUGGAAUUGGGACAGAACAAACAAACCUUGCUCAGGAAUGGUAGGUUUGAUGAACUAGUUAGAACUGGUAUCCCGCACUCCUUGAGAAGAUCUAUUUGGCCCCUUCUUCUCCAGGUUCACAGGAAACGAGAAUCUGCUGGUAUUAGCUACAGAGAUAUUGUGAGUUCUUGUAACGAGGAGUCCAGUCAGUGCAAUCGACAAGUUGAAAAAGAUCUUCUCAGGACAAUGCCGACCAAUAUAUGCUUUUCAACCAAAGAGUCUGUAGGGAUACCAAGAUUAAGGAGAGUUCUACGUUCUGUAUCCUGGAUAUUUCCUGAUAUUGGAUAUUGUCAGGGGAUGGGGAUGAUUGCAUCUUGCCUUCUCCUCUUCAUUCCUGAGGAAGACUCCUUCUGGAUGAUGACUGCUAUUAUUGAAAACCUUCUUCCUUCAUCCUACUAUUCAUCCAAUCUUUGGGGGGCUCAGGCUGACCAGCUAGUUCUCCGGUCACUCAUCUCUCAAUAUCUACCACAGGUGGAUGAGGUUUUAAGAUUACAUGAUAUCGAACUAUCCUUGAUUACUUUACACUGGUUUUUAUUAAGGGUGAAAGCUCGAAAACAUUAUUUAAUCGUUGUCAGAGUUUGGGAUUUACUCUUUCAUCAGGGAACCCUGGUUCUGUUCAAGGUUGCCCUUUCAAUGCUACAGAUCUCAGAGGAGAGAUUAACACAGGCUGAGAGUUCAGCAGAUAUAUUUAAUAUACUUGCAUCAUUGCCUAGUCAGAUUGAUGAUGUAGAGGCUUUAAUGCAGGCUGUUCAUGAAAUACCUAAUGAAAUGGUUAACAAGAUAAAAAUCGACGGACUAAGACGAAAACAUUUAUCCGAGAUCAUGUCAGAUCAGUCAAGCUUUUCCCUCCACAUGGAUAAUAGUCAGGUCAUUCCAAGACCCUGGAGUCUUCGAAGAAAGGGAACCAGAUCGAAGUCCAUUGUUGACAUACUGCUAGGCUCAUCAGGCCAGGAACCAACAGACCCAAGAUGUAAGAAUAUAAAGAGAACUGAGCAGUUGGUUUAUCUCAAGGAAGCAAUUCUUAGAAUUGGAACUUUUUUCCAGGGACUAGAUCCUGUUUACCAGAGUGUAAAGAUGCAACCUGACUACUCAGUUAUCAGUCACACCAGAGAUAUCGAAGUUUAUCUGAAUACGUCGCUAACAAAAAGGAAACGAGCUAGAGCACUGUUAGAUUUUGAGCGAAAAGACGACGAUGAACUUGGAUUCAGGAAGAAUGAUAUUAUCAAUGUCGUCUCACAAGAAGAUGAACAUUGUUGGGUUGGAGAACUUAACGGUCUCAUUGGAUGGUUCCCAGCUAAAUUUGUUCAAGUAUUUCAUCAUUCAUCCAUCAAUCAUUUUCAUAUAAAUUCUAAUUGCAUUUUUCACUAUUUAUUAGAUCUGGUUAGAGGUUCCCUUUGCUCCGCCUUAAAACAGAUUCUUGAACAAGGACUCCGCCCUACUUCUAUACUUGGUGGAACUAUUCAUCCUUGGUUAUUUAUUCAGGAGGCAGCUGCAGAAGAGAUUAGUAGAGAUUACAACUCUGUUUUCUCUAGACUUGUUCUCUGUAAAACAUUCAGGUUGGAUGAGGAUGAAAAGGUUUUAAGACCAGAUGAGCUUCUCUACAGAUGUGUUCAUUAUAUAAACCAAACUCAUGAUAAGGUACUUCAUCUCUGGUUUGAGAGUCUCUGCUCCGCGGAGAAAUCUAUUGAGAAGUUCUAUUCUCCUCAUGCUAUCCUGGCUUCUCCAGGUUGGGUUCUGGUAAAAUGUGAGUUACGGGUUCUUUCACAGUUUUCUUUCCAGCUCUCGCCUAAUUGGGAAAUCACUGGCAGCACCGAGGAUUCAAUUCCACUGAGGGAAGGAGUUCGAGAUAUGUUGGUUAAACAUCAUCUAUUCUCCUGGGAUAUAUAAACAUAUGUUCGUGAUAUGCUGGUUAAACAUCAUCUAUUCUCCUGGGAUAUAUAACCAUAUGUCCCAAAUAUGCUGGUUAAACAUCAUCUAUUCUCCUGGGAUAUAUAAACAUAUGUUUGAGAUAUGCUGGUUAAACAUCAUCUAUUCUCCUGGGAUAUAUAAAUAUAUGUCCGAGAUAUGCUGGUCAAACAUCAUCUAUUCUCCUGGGAUAUAUAAACAUAUGUUCGAGAUAUGCUGGUUAAACAUCAUCUAUACUCCUAGGAUAUAUGAACAUAUGUUCGAGAUAUGUUGGUUAAGCAUAAUCUAUUCUCCUGGGAUUUGUAAACAUAUGUUCGAAAUAUGUUGGUCAAAAAUCAUCUUUUCUCCUAGGAUAUAUAAACAUAUGUUCGAGAUAUGCUGGUUAAACAUCAUCUAUACUCCCGGGAUAUAUAAACAUAUGUUCAAGAUAUGCUGGUUAAGCAUCAUCUAUUCCCCUGGGAUUUAUAAACAUAUGUUCGAAAUAUGUUGGUCAAAAAUCAUCUUUUCUCCUAGGAUAUAUAAACAUAAUUUUGAGAUAUGUUGCUCAAGCAUCAUCUUUACUCCUAGGAUAUAUAAACAUAUGUUCGAGAUAUGCUGAUUAAACAUCAUCUAUACUCCUGGGAUAUAUAAACAUAAUUUUGAGAUAUGUUGGUCAAGCAUCAUCUAUACUCCUAGGAUAUAUAAACAUAUGUUCGAGAUAUGCUGGUUAAACAUCAUCUAUUCUCCUGGGAUAUAUAAGCAUAUUUUUGAGAUAUGUUGGUCAAACAUAAUCUAUACUCCUGGGAUAUAUAAACAUAUGUCCGAGAUAUGUUGGUUAAACAUCAUCUAUACUCCCGGAAUAUAUAAGCAUAUUUUUGAGAUAUGUUGGUCAAACAUAAUCUAUACUCCUGGGAUAUAUAAACAUAUGUCCGAGAUAUGUUGGUUAAACAUCAUCUAUACUCCCGGAAUAUAUAAGCAUAUUUUUGAGAUAUGUUGGUCAAACAUAAUCUAUACUCCUGGGAUAUAUAAACAUAUGUCCGAGAUAUGUUGGUUAAACAUCAUCUAUACUCCUAGGAUAUAUGAACAUAUGUUUAUUUGACCUAUAUUUUAGACAUUUUUUAGCUCAAAAUUUGUAAAAAUAUUGUUUUCUUCAAGUUUUGUUUAAUCGAAAUCGUUCGGGGUGUAGCUUCUGUAUAAGUAAAUCUUUAACAAAAUAUAUUUGUACAUUAUU
Molecule: messenger RNA, 3509 nt
Organism: Eurytemora carolleeae
Lineage: Eukaryota; Metazoa; Arthropoda; Copepoda; Calanoida; Temoridae
Product: small G protein signaling modulator 3 homolog
Exons: 28
Coding region: 23-2281 (752 amino acids)
Molecular function (GO): protein binding
Source: RefSeq, a predicted model, not a curated record